AUGGCUCUAAUACUAAUCAUGUCAAUGGUGGCGCAUGUAAUCCUCCAAACACCACACGCCCGACGCUCGAAAGGGCCUCGAUUGAACCCAUUCAUGCACUGGGUCAUGCCUACAUUGACUCCUGAGCAUGACGGCUGCUUAUCGAUCCUAUAUGACAUGAUUCGCUUCCUUACUUCGCCGACCGAGGCCAAUUACCACCGGCUUUGUUCAUUCUUAUCUAAAGUUCACACGAUCAACGGUCGAAAACAACAUACUCGGGUGGGGCGGAGUCUUAUCGGUGGCGUUGGAGAGUACGACACCUAUUUAAAGUCCCAGUUUCCGGAUCGGCCGUUAAGAGAAGGUGUAGUGAAACCGGUCGUGGGUGGAGAACAACCCUAUCUGUUACUUGAUGUACGUGAUCGUGACGAGUAUGAUCAGUGUCAUAUUAUCUCUGGAACAUUUCGUGAGGCACAAGAGAAGGGUGGUCAGCCACAACCCGAGACAUCCACCUCGACCAUACUAAGGAGGAUCCCAACGCCGACUGUCUACUGCUCGAUCGGAAGUCGUGAUAUGCCUAAUGGCAUUGAGGAUUUUCUGGCAGAAGAUAUUAUCAAGUUGAACUUGCAACUUGAAAAAGGUGUCGGUGAUAGUAAGUUUUUGUUUUUCGACAACAGUUAA
Echinostoma caproni is the source of this 657-nucleotide messenger RNA. The record is from the annotation of a GenBank genome assembly. NCBI's taxonomy places the organism in Eukaryota, Metazoa, Platyhelminthes, Trematoda, Plagiorchiida, Echinostomatidae.